CCCGGCCCGUCCCGGGCUCGGCCGGCCCCCGCGCCCAGGCGGCUGUUCCCUGCUGACUGGGGUGUGGGCGGGGAGCGGCGGAGGCAGGAGGAGGCGCUGCUGGCCGCCGCCGUUGCCUCCGCUGCUGGGCGCCUGGGCAGCUCCCGGGGUUUCUGCGGCCGCCAUGGACGAGCAGGCGGGUCCCGGUGUCUUCUUCAGCAACAACCACCCGGGCGCCGGCGGUGCCAAGGGUCUCGGGCCUCUGGCGGAGGCUGCCGCGGCCGGCGACGGGGCGGCUGCGGCGGGGGCGGCGCGAGCCCAAUACAGCCUCCCUGGGAUCCUGCACUUCCUGCAGCAUGAGUGGGCCCGCUUCGAGGUUGAGAGAGCCCAGUGGGAGGUAGAGCGGGCGGAGCUGCAGGCCCAGAUUGCUUUCCUUCAGGGGGAAAGAAAGGGUCAAGAAAUUUUGAAGAAAGAUCUUGUGAGGAGGAUCAAAAUGCUGGAGUACGCUCUUAAACAGGAAAGAGCCAAAUACCACAAGUUGAAAUAUGGAACAGAAUUGAAUCAGGGAGAUAUGAAGCCACCAAGCUAUGAUUCUGAUGAAGGUAAUGAAACAGAGGUACAGCCACAGCAAAACAGCCAGUUAAUGUGGAAACAAGGUCGACAACUACUCAGACAGUAUCUACAGGAGGUGGGUUACACUGAUACCAUUCUAGAUGUGAAAUCUAAACGAGUGCGAGCUUUGUUGGGCUUUUCAAGUGAUGUCACUGACAGGGAAGAUGACAAAAAUCAGGAUUCAGUUAUAAAUGGCACAGAGGCCGAAGUUAAAGAGACGGCAAUGAUUGGAAAAUCCGAGUUAACAGAUUCUGCCUCUGUGCUGGAUAAUUUCAAAUUCCUUGAAAGUGCAGCUGCAGAUUUCAGUGAUGAAGAUGAAGAUGAUGACAUUGAUGGAAGAGAGAAAAGCAUCAUUGAUACUUCAACGAUUGUUAGGAAAAAAGCAUUGCCUGAUAGCAGUGAAGAUCGAGAUACAAAAGAAGCUCUAAAGGAGUUUGACUUCUUGGUUACAUCAGAGGAAGGAGACAAUGAGUCUAGAAGUGCGGGUGAUGGAACAGAAUGGGAGAAGGAAGACCAGUGUCUCAUGCCUGAAGCCUGGAAUGUGGACCAGGGAGUAAUUACCAAACUCAAGGAACAAUACAAAAAGGAGAGAAAGGGGAAAAAGGGGGUGAAGAGAAAAACUACCGAAGAUCUGUUUCAGCCUCUAUCCUAUAUAAAACAGUCAAAACAGGGAUGUGGGAGAAUGAAGAACCAAAGCUCAGGGCCCAAUAGGUCAAAACUACAAGAUAUGCUUGCUAAUUUGAGAGAUGUUGAUGAACUUCCCUCAUUACAGCCAUCUGUGGGUUCACCUUCCAGACCCCCCAGCUCCAGGCUUCCUGAACAUGAAAUAAAUAGGGCGGAUGAAGUGGAAGCAUUGACUUUUCCUCCUUCUUCUGGGAAAUCCUUCAUCAUGGGAGCAGAUGAAGCCCUUGAAAGUGAACUGGGACUUGGAGAAUUGGCGGGCCUUACAGUGGCCAAUGAAGCAGAUUCACUAACUUACGAUAUAGCAAACAAUAAAGAUGCAUUGAGGAAGACAUGGAACCCUAAGUUUACGUUACGAAGUCACUUUGAUGGCAUUCGAGCCCUUGCUUUCCACCCCAUUGAGCCUGUUUUGAUAACAGCAUCUGAGGAUCACACACUAAAAAUGUGGAAUUUGCAAAAAACAGCCCCAGCCAAAAAGAGUACUUCUCUUGAUGUGGAGCCUAUCUAUACAUUCAGGGCUCAUAAAGGUCCAGUGCUUUGUGUGGUAAUGAGCAGCAAUGGUGAGCAGUGUUACAGUGGUGGUACUGACGGACUGAUCCAGGGCUGGAAUACCACCAACCCCAACAUCGAUCCCUAUGACUCCUAUGAUCCUUCUGUUUUAAGAGGCCCUCUUCUAGGCCACACCGAUGCCGUCUGGGGCUUGGCUUACAGCGCAGCACACCAGCGCUUGUUGUCAUGUUCAGCAGAUGGCACUCUCCGUUUAUGGAAUACAACUGAGGUUGCUCCAGCCCUAAGUGUAUUUAACGAUAAUCAAGAGUUGGGAAUCCCUGCCUCUGUGGAUCUAGUGAGCAGUGAUCCGAGCCAUAUGGUAGCAUCAUUCAGCAAAGGUUAUACAAGCAUCUUUAACAUGGAAACACAGCAGCGCAUUCUCACUCUAGAAUCUAACCUAGAUUCAACCAACUCUUCCUGCCAAAUAAAUAGAGUCAUCAGCCAUCCCACUCUUCCCAUUAGCAUCACUGCUCAUGAAGACAGGCACAUCAAAUUCUACGAUAACAAUACAGGCAAACUCAUCCACUCCAUGGUAGCCCACCUAGAAGCUGUUACAAGUCUAGCAGUUGAUCCUAAUGGCUUGUACUUGAUGUCGGGCAGUCAUGACUGUUCAAUACGUUUAUGGAACCUAGAAAGUAAGACGUGUAUCCAAGAGUUCACAGCUCAUCGGAAAAAAUUUGAAGAAUCAAUUCAUGAUGUAGCUUUCCACCCAUCCAAAUGCUAUAUAGCCAGUGCUGGGGCUGAUGCACUGGCUAAAGUCUUUGUAUGACACAAUGCAUCAUCUUCACCUUCUAGCUCUUUAUAAAUAAUCAACUGCACAAAAAGAGAUACAGAAGACCAGGGCAAGAAUCAGCCUGUCUUGCCCUUUUGUUCUGCUGAAGGAGCACAGAGAACAUUUGUUAAAGUAUAGUUUUGCAAUUCGUAUACUGUUUUCUAAAACUAAGGUUUGUUCAGGUUGCUGCAAGCUCAGCUGAAUCUAUGAGCCUGAAAACUGUUUCAAAUUUUCCCCCAAAUAGGAGCUUUUAUUUCUGAGGUGGUUCUAAUUCGCUAGGCAGGCCUGAGCGAACGUAAGUUUAGCUUGUCCCUCUUGAGUAAGUAGGGCACGCUAAAGGAUAAUUAAAAAGCUUGGUGACUGGGAAUGAGUGGAGGAAGAACAGAAAUUUAGACCUAGUUCUCCCCUGAGAAAUCUUGUUAAACACAUUAGGUAGUCAAAACAAUAAUCUUGACCAUAUCUGCUGUACUAACCCCUAAGUGCAUAAGGACCAGGCAGUGUUCAAAUGAGAUUUUAAUUUAGCUCUUCUUUCAUCUGUGCACAUAAAGCACCUGGCAAAGCAUUUUACCUGUUAAAGGAAAAAAAAAAUGCAAUAAUAUGUUAAAUAUAUUAUUAUUCAGAAAUACUAAACAAAUAUUUAGUUUGUAAGCAGAUUUCUAUAUUGUAUUACAUUUUUGAAAAUAGAUUUGGUAUCAUUGUAAAGUUUAGCUGUCAAAAAUCAGUCAUUAUGAAUAGUUGGUAGAGUCUGCUUUUACUAAAGGAUUUAACUUAUUCAGGUUUGAGAUUCUGUUUAUUUUUAAGGGCAAGCAGGGCAUAUCUUUAUAAUAAUUUCUGUUAAUUUUAAAAAUUCACUUUAUUCAUGUGAUAUUUAUAAUACCAGAGUGGUUAUCUCAUAUUGAUGAAAUCUUACCUUUCAGUGGUUUGAAAAGACAGAAGUUACCUGUGAGUACUCAUUUGUCAAAACCCACAUAUCAUGCUUCAGAUGACCUCUUGCUCUUUCUUUGUCUCUCAUAUUCAAAUUAUCUGGCAUCUACUGAAAAGAGUUUAUAAUUAUUGUGUUUUAACAGCCCAGAGGGUUUGGUUAAUGUCAGGCAGCUGCUUUUGCAGUACUAAAUAAAGCCAACUGUUUUGUACCCCAGAAGUCCUCCUUUGGUAUAUCCAAGAAGGGGAAUCCCCCUGGAAAUCUGGAUGGAAGAGUUCAGUGCAUAACCAUAAGCUAAAGAGUUCUCUUUCUCUCUUCCUACCCCUACCCCUCCUCCAUUCUUUAAUUGGAAUACACAGCAUGUUUUAAUAGGCAGUGUAUCAGUGCUGUUUCUGGGGAAACAACUAUCCUAAAGAACCAGGCUUCCCAGAGCUCACCUCGCCCAUGACCCACAUGUGCAGCUCUUGGGAUUCCCAUGACCCCACUCUUUGGACUUGAUGUAUAGACCUUAUCCCUACAACUGUCUCACCUGUCUUUACAGUCUCUUGUUUGCCACAAAUGUCAGAGACCAAUGUAGAAAUUAGAAAUAAAUACUAAUGCCCGAUGUUUCAGCAAAAUGUAUAUGUAAUAGUUCUCAGAUUUAAAAAAUCCAUAUCCAUAAAUACUUUUAACCUUUUAAUAUAAUUCCUACAUUCCUAUCCCCACAUAUUCCAUUGUCAUAACAACACUUCUGAUGAUAUGUAUAUCUCCUCCUUGAAAACGCAUUCUUGUGGCGAUAUGGAUAGCAAUUGACAAUUUUUCUUUAAAAUUUCUGUUUUCUGCCUCUAGAGUUUUGCAGUAUACAGGCAAAUUUUCUUUAAAGAUGUGUGCUAGAUUUGCCGAUUGAUAUACAGAUAUGCUUUAAUAUUUUGACACAGCUACCUUGUCUUUACUCUGUGCUUUGGUUAACAGUGGGCUCAAGGGACUCCUUUGUAUAAUCAAAUGACUUGACCUGGACUUGAGCUACCAGGUGAUUGUUUAUAUUAUUCCCAUGCAGAUAUAGAAUUCCACAUUUUGUUUGGUUCAUUCCUCUUUUGGUUCUUCAGUGAGUGAAAAAAUGGUGUUGCUGACCUAACAUUUAUAGAAGUAUACUGGAAAAUUCCAGUCAGGUGCCCUUAUUUGGAGUGUUUAUGACAGAUGAAGAGAUUGUUCUACCAGUUACUGCUUUAAUUACCUCCCAAGGUCUUCAGUGCCUGCUUCACUUUUGUCACUGAGAUUCUCAAAACCAAGACAUUCUCUUCCCCUGCAUUUUAUACCUCAUGGUUGAAAUUUUUCUGUUAGUGAAAAAUGACCCAUGAGAUAUGUAGACUGUAGUGCAAAUGAUGGAACUGUUGAAAGUUCUUUAGCAAGCCAGUGCCAUGCCGUUGGAAACUGUACACAGAAACAGAGAUUCUUCUCUACUAGCACUGUGUGAUCUCAGCCUAGAAAUGAGCCAAAGCUGUCUUCCAACCUGAUAGAAGCAUAGACAUAUGUCUGAUUUCCACCCCCCAGCCUUUCGAAAAUUUAAUGAAAAUCCACAAAAUGAACAAAUUCAAGAUUCAAACCGUCAUUGAAAUGCUUUCAUAGUGCUUGGUUUGUAAAUAUUUUGGAUGAAAUAUAUUGGGAUAGUAUGAAAAUCAGCAGGAGAAAUAAGGUCCCUGCCUUAUUUUCAUAUGCUGUGGAUACAUUUCUGGGAGCUUGCAGCACCCUUCUCAAAACCCAGCUAUCAUAUGGAGCUCAUUUGCUACUCGAACCCUAGACAGAUAUUUAACGUAAGUGAUAUAAUGACCUUCAGUAUUUUUCUAUUGAACAAGUUUAGCAAUUUUUGCCAUUAAACAGAUGAUUAGUUAUGCAAAGUAUUUAGCUUUUAUAAUCAUUUUAGUUAUGACUAAAAGGGGGAAAUUAUGCUGCAUCACUGAUAAUGAACUUUGUGAAAAAUUUUUUGUUUAUCUGACUUUCAUUCCUUCAGUAUUCUUGCUAUAAAUUUCUUUUGGAGAUAAUGAUAAAGAUUUAUUUGAAAAUGUCUAAAAUGUAUGUAUAUUUUAUAAAUAUAUAUUAUAUAUAUUUUAGGAAUAUAUAUAAUAUAUAUAGACUAUAUAUAUAUACAUAUAUAUGUAUGUGUGUGUGUAUAUAUAUAUAUAUAUAUAUACAUAUAUAUAUAUAAACCAUAGGUGCAUUUUACUGUUUGUAUUUUGUUUUUAGAGGUAGUGUACACCGCAGGUAAUGAUGAGUAUGAUGAGUGUUGUGCUGUUUGCUUUUGCAGUAUAAUAUAUAGUUCUAAAUGUUUAAAUUACUGUAUAUAUUAUAUUCAUUAUAGGCUAGCAUGCUUGUUUUAAAGACUGUCAUUCUAGUUUAUUAAAAUCUGAAUGUAAGAAAACCUGGCUAUUCAAAUGUGAAUUGAAAAAUAUUCCAUUCUCAGUACUGAACUAUUUCCAUUGAACAUUCAGGAUUUUUAACAAAACAGAUAUCAUCAAGAAGGCAAUAGCUAGAGAAUGAGAGGUGCCUUUAAAUAAAAUACAAAUGCAGCCUUACAGUGAGGAUGAGAGUUGAGUUGUGGGGGUGGGGGGCCAUGAGAGAGAGAGAAAGAGCACGCGCGUGCGUGUGCGUGCGUGUGCGCGCGUGUGUGUGUGUGCGUGUGUGUGUUUGCCAAUCUGUGACGGUCCUGAUUUGUGACCAUCAAUGUCUUCAGUGUAUCUGCUCAACUUGUAGGAUUUCAGGGGACAUUUCAUGCGUUGUCUUUGUGCUCUUCUGAGCACCACAUGUACUUUCCAAGGAUUUUGAAUGUGAAUUCCUAGAAAUUUCAGUAGAGAGGAAAAUAUUCUUUCACUAUUGUCAAGUUCAGGUAAAAGAAGAAAUUAUUGGUUCACCAAAAUGAUGGGAUCUCUUAAAUGUUGGCUAAGUAAAUUAAUUUUUUUAAAAUGUGAUUUUUAAAGGCCCUCUUUUUUAGGACUUCAUAUAUUUCCCUCCUACACGAGAGCAUGUCAUGAAAUUCUUAUGUGAUGAAGAUUCAACUAGUAAAAAUUAUUUUUAGAUUAAACACCUGAACUAGUUAAAAUACCACCUAAGAAUAGUGUUUAAAUGACAUCUAUCAUAUCUACCUCUUUGCCAUUGCUGCCAUUUUAACUAAAGCAAAUCUUUAUGACAUCUGAAAAUGAUGAUUGGAUGCAAUUUAAAAAUCUAUGUUGGUGCUGUUUUCAGGCUUUGUCAUUUAAGUUAUAUUGAGCUAAGAUGUCACAAAUCAGAUUGAAAGACUUAAGAGUUUUGGUUUUCUUUCGAAAGAACUGCUUAAAAUUUAUUAUCAAGGUUGAUAGUGAGUGGAUAGAGUUAAACUCUGUUUAGUAUAUGUCUGAUAUUUUCAACCAAAAGCCAAACUGUUACUGAAUUUACAUGGAGAAAGAGCUCUAAGUACACUUUUCUUCAGCUUACUUUAUUCUUUGAACGCUAUUUCAAGGCUAUUAAGUACAUAAUCAUUAAUUUUAUUUACUCAGAAGUUGCCUUUGUUACUAUGUUAUUUGUCUAGUUAUUUAUAUAAUUAUAGUACUUUAUGUGUUUGACACUGGUAUUCAGGUUGUACAAAAGUAGUAGCUGACAGAAAUUAUAUGUGUAUUUUUGUGAAAUGUAUCAAUUCUAGGAGUUCCUUUUAGGGUAUGGUCCAGAAAACAUGUCCUUCUUUAAAAACAAGGGACAGGCCAUUGGUAAAUGGUUUGAAUCAUUUUUACUUUCAGAACUGAAAGUUUUUUAAUUGACCAUAUCUGUCAUCCAGCUGGACCUCUGUGUCAGUGUCAGGGACACUGACAAAGCAUUUAACAGAUAACAUCAGUUUUGUUUUUGCUUUUGUUCCAUUUUUGUUUUUGUUCUUAAUCUUUAAAAAAAAAAAAAAAUUCAGGCCAGAGAUCCCUAGAUUCCACUUAUUUAUUCUAGCAGUAUUCUUAAAGUGGUACUUAGGGGUCAGAAUUUUCUGGAUCUUUGCUAGUCAAGCUUUAGCUUUUAUUUAACUGAGACCACAUGCUUGUCAUCCCUCUGAUGCAAAUUAGAAAGUUCAUUUUAAUUUAGAUUAACUUUGAUGUCUGCCUGGAUUUUUAACAGGCCGUGAACCAGUGAGUGCCUUGUUAAUGUAGAAUGAUUUUUCCCUGGUUGUUAGCUCCUUUCUGAGAAUGUCUCAGAGAAUGGUAUUUUAGUUGACUUGUACAGAUUGCUAAAUUUGGUAUUAUCAGCCGUCAGAAAGCCUUCAGUCUACCACAUACCUGCCUCCCUACUUUCUUCUCAUUGUUUGGCUGAAGUUUGCCUCUUGUGAGAAACAAAUACAACCCCCUCUCCACACACUUUUUUCAAUUCAAAUUAAGAGAUAUCCCCUAUACCCAUCCCAACUAUAUGAUCUAAUAUCUGUUUUUAGGAGGAACCACUUUGUAAUCAUGAAAUCUACUGGUUACUUUAUGUCUUCUCAACUUCUGUUUACUAGAGCUGAUUUCAGGGCGUCAUCAGUUCAGUUUCCUAAGGAACUCCUUUUUUCCACACACCCAAUUAUCCACCCCCCAACUGGUGAGCCCUGGACCAUAUUGUUUGAUCUUCAGGUAUUUUUAAAUUCAGUUAUAUCAAUUAAUGUAAAUUAAUCCAAAUGCUAAUUUUCGUGGUGCAAGAAGUUUCUUUUGUAAAUUCAGGGUAUGGAUAAGCUAAUUAAGAUCUCUUUUUUUGGUGGCUCUAAGUGUAUUAUUUGUUUUUAAAUAAAGUGUACAAAUAUAGAUAAUGUGCUAUAGGUGUCUCAUGAAUUGAAAUAUUUUGGAAUCUAGUGGAUUUGCAGUUAAAAUAAUACGUCUUGAUUUUGGUUUUUUGGUGGGGGGGUAGGAGAGGUGUGCAGAGAAAUAAAAGGGGUAUUAGAAAAAGUAGAUGGGGUCCAAAGUAAUGAAUCAGUCUUAAUUACGUGAGAAAGGUAGAGAAAUUUAUCAUUAUAGAGUUCGAACCUUUGGAAAGCCAGUAACAUUAAAAUACCCUGUAAGAUCGGGUCAGUGAUACUUUCAGGGACACAUGUAUUUUUUCAAGUGUUCAAUUACAUAUUUUUUAAAAAUUAUACACAUGUAAAUUUAGUCUGUUUUUAUUUUUUUGUUUGGCUACUUAACAAACAUAACCCUUCCCCUUCCCCUUGCUUUUUCAAAUCAACAUUAUUUUUCAAAGUCUUUUUUCUGCCCAUAACUCAUAAUCUCUUUGUUCCAGUCUGAAGCCAUAAUGUUGGGUGGAAUCUAAGAGUGUCCUUGAAACUAUCUGCUAUCCUUUGAUAUUUUGUAUGCUUCUGUAGUAAUGAGUGUUAUAUCCUUUGUCAUGGACCCAUUUUUCAGUAGUGUCAGAAAUAUCCCUUUUGUUCCUUUUAAUGAGAACUGAGACACUUGCUGGAGUGAUUUUAGAGUAAUACAGUUCAGAAGGUCAGGAGGAUGCUCAUGGAUGACCCCCUGGGGUACCCCAGAGUGGUAUUCUGACCUGCAUUGAAUUUCCCUGCACCAUCCAGAGUUGUUCUGGCACCUAGGGUAGUUCCCAGGAGGACCUAGGAACAAGUCUGGUAGCGCUAUUUAACCCAGGCACCGUAACCAUGAAGCAUCCCUCCACUUGUUACUUCUUAGUUAAACCUGUUGCUUACAGUGAUCAGGACACUCCAGUUUUAUGGGGAAGCACUGACCUGCAGGUCUGAAAAUUGAAAUUCAUAUUUUCUGGAACACAAAUUUUAAUUUAGUGUAUUUUGUAUAUUUUCAAAACCAAAUAAUUCAAAACCCACCAUGCAGAAAAUGACUCACUUAGCUUCACUUAGAUCCUACAAUCCAAAGUCCUUUCUUAGUCCUGUUUGUUUAAUUUGACUACAGGUAAAUGGUGGUCUCAGUCAGACUUGAAGGAUCUGUUUGCAUGAACAAAAUCUACAAUAUCCUGCUAACAAGAAAGGCCUAUUUUGUAGAAAAUUCUUGUCCUUGAUGAUUUAGCCAUUCACCUUACAAUGAAAUCUGGUCCAGAUGCUAACUCCACAUUGAUUUUUCCUGUGUGCCUCUUUAAAGAGAUAAUUAAUCCAGUAAUGUAAAGGAGAACCCACAGUAAAACAUCUGUUAAAUAGCACUUGGAGUACUAGAAUUAGUAUUCUUAAUUCAGUGCCAAAGUUUUCUGUGCUCUCAUAGGGUCCAGUAUGUAUGCCAGCUUCCGAAUCUCUAACCUCAAACCAAAGGUAUUUUUGAAUUACCUCAUAUUAAUAGCAUCAUCAAAUUAAGGGUACUGGUAAGGGAAAGCCAUCAUUCACAAAUGAAAUUUCCCAACCUGAAACACUUUAAUUUAAAAAAAACUGCAUGGAAAGCCAAAAAGAUUUUUUAAAGAUUAUUUAUUGAGAGAAAGUGGAGGGGGAGGGGCACAGGGAAAGGAUCUCAAGCAGACUCCCUGUUGAGCAGAGAGGACUAGGGGCUUGAUCUCCCGACCCAGAGAUCAUGACCUGAGCCGAAAUCAAGUCAGACACUUAAUCAACUGAACCACUCAGGCGCCCCAGAAAGCAAAAUUUUACAUUAAGUAGGAGUUGUAAAAACAAGCAGCUUGUGACUUAGAUGUGCUGAAAUUAUUAAAGUAUACUGACAUUUAGCUACUACUUCCUGAUGGAAGUGGGACCAAGACAGUAGUAGUUCAUAAAUAUGUUAGAGCAAAAGAAGUCUCAUCAGAAAGUUUACUUUGGGUGCUGGCUAACUUGGGUGAGAGUGGGGGGAAAGAAGCCCCAUACCAAGAAGGAAAAGCUGCCAGCGCUGCAAUCUGGACCCACCACCACCAAAGGACCCAUUGUCCUUUCUCUUUAAAUGGCCUGGAACAAUGACCUUCGAGAUCUUUUGACUUAUAAAAGUGAAUGGUUCCAAUUCUGGCUUGUAUGGUCCCUGUUGCCUAACUUAAAAGAUCUUUACAUCAAAAUUAUCCUAGAGCCCCCUGGUAAAGCAUCAGACAACAUAGUUUUUAUGAUAUUUUAGGAAGCUGUAUUAACAUAGGCCCAGAGAGGUUCUUCCAUUUGCACAUGUCAGAAUGAAGACCAGACAUGUAAGAAAUGUUCUCAUGUGGCCAAGUGAUAAUCUCACAAAAAGAUCAGAGGAUUAUUUUUAUAGGGUGAGUUAUGUUUUAAAUGAUUUUGACCAUGCUUUUAAAAGCAUGUAAAUAUAUAUUUGCAUAUUUUUUUACAGACUUUUGAGCCCACAUAUUUCAGAAUAUCCUGUUGGAAUAAGUUCAUUCAGUAUGUAUUUUAGAAAAAAAUUCAUUGGUUUCACAUCUUUUGACAGUCAUUUAUGAAUAACACUUCUGAUACAGUACUCAACUGCUAUAAAGACAGGUGGUAAAUGUCUCCGUAUUUUGACUGCCUGGGAAAGCACGUUUGUACAUAGUUUGCCGGUCAACAUGGAGACCUGUGUAUUUUAUAUAUGUCAAAAUUAACAUGUAUAUCAUGUAAAUAAUGUUCAUCAGCAAUAUCACCUCAGAGCUAUCAGCGUUAAGGUUAGAUUCUGCCAACUGCCAUUCACGAGUUUUGAAAGUAUGCACAUUCAGCUAAAAUACCACUUAAUUCAUUUAAGUGGAAACUUUUUCAGUGAAACAGUACCUGUUCAGUUUCCUUGUAGAUCUCAGGGUCAAAAGAAAGGCUUUCUCCCAACUCCAAAAUAUUCAGGCUUUCUUUUACUCAUUUUGGUCUUUUUAACAGUCUUUUUAACAAGCAAGUCCAUAAGCUCCUAUUUCUCAUAGCCUACAAUACUUGGGGAUACACCUCUAAUGAUUCCAAUUUAAAAAAAUAAACCUUGCAAGCAGAUUUUUCCCCCCCUUAGGAACAUCAUUGCUUUCUGGAGGCAGAAAUGAUUUUACUUUUGAAAUUGGAGGUUAGAGAUCCAUGCAGUUUUGUGUCCUUGAUGUCUGCAAGUUCCAUACAGCUUGCCUCUGCAGGGAAACACAAAUUUUAUUUUGUGUGAUUUUUGAAAAUUAUUUCGGAAGUGGAAAGACUAGCAAGGAAGUCGAUAAGUUUAUAUAUUUCAAAGUCUUGUGGAUUUUUUAAUGGUAUGGGUUGCAGUAGUGAUGAGUUUUAUUAUGAAUGCCUUCAUUAUACCCUCAACUCAGAUUUUACAUGUUAAGUAUUGUUCACUAUCACCUAACGAAGUAGAAACGGUUAGCGAUAAUUUGUUUGCUUCAGUGUCUAUAAGCUCCUCAUUUGUUUUUCUUAUAUUCCCCUUAGCACCCCUCCUGGUGCCUUACCAUAUAAAAAGUACUCAGUAACUAUUUGUUGGGUGAGUAAUCAGAAAGCAGAUUUUCAAAACUCUGAAUCUGUCCAGAUCUUCAAAGACCAAAAAAAAAAAAAAAAAAAAAAAAAAAAAUCAUUUCUUUCAGUCCCUAGCCAAUCUCAAAUGUAUUUAGAUCUGUGAAGUUGGUCCCAAGAUUGAGGUCUGCACCCUAGUUAGGGAGGAAUUCGGACCUCACCUGGAAGGCGGCAACAGAACGCCAAAGGCACCAGCUGUUGUGGGCUUCCAGUCCUGCCUUUAUGGGAAUUGAGCAAAGCAUGCGGGCAGUGAGGCGUGUCUGAACCCUGUUAAGGUGCCCCUUCCCUUAACCUUUGCAGCACCCCCCCACUGGUCUCUGCUUGCCUGUGGGGCUCCUGCUGCUGCCGUCUGGAACCUCGACCUGCCAGGACUGUCUUGGGCCCAGGCCAGGUCCACCAGUCUUGCCUCGUGACCCUCAGACUGUCCCGCUAUUCCUAACUGGCUGUUUUUUUUUUUUUUACCCCGCAAAGAAGUAGGAAGUUCCUCCCAGCAGAAGAUUGUCAAGAAAGGCAUUCCUCUGGGGAGCUUGCCUUGAAUUUGAAGAAUCUAGGACAAAUCCCUCAGGAUAUUUUCUGCUUUUUGUCUAGAACAUUUGACGGUAAUUAUCUAAAUUCUUAUUAACUCUCCCCGGAAGAGCUCUGUGUUGUCUUGGUUUGCUGCUACGCGGGGCCUGUGGCUUGAGCUGCUUAGCUUAAUCACUUCAGGAGUAAAAUAGUCAACAAGUUAGAGACAGACUAUUUAUAUAUAAUGAUCAAAUGAUUUAAAUCAUUAAUAGAAUCAUCAACUGAGUAAUGAAUUGUGUGAGUAUGAAAUAUUCAGUUAAAUCUCAGUGUUAAACCUAUGUAUUAUGUAAGAACUAUUAUCUUUUUUAAUUAUUUUUUUAAGAUUUUUUUAUUUAUUUGACAGAGAUCACAGGUAGGCAGAGAGGCAGGCAGGGAGAGAGAGGAGGAAGCAGGCUCCUUGCUGAGCAGAGAACCCGAUGUGGGGCUUGAUCCCAGGACCCUGGGACCAUGACCUGAGCCGAAGGCAGAGGCUUUAACCCACUGAGCCACCCAGGCGCCCCAUCUUUUUUAAUUAUUAAAAUAAUGAUUCUUUUAAGGUCAAUAUGGCACAAAGGAAAGAACAGGAUUUUGGCCUGGGCACAGGACAUUUAUUAUAGUUAGUGAAACUUUAGUCAAGCUAAUUCUUAUGAGUUGGUUUCUUAUCUGUGAAAAGGAGAUGAUAGAUCUGCCUGAGAGAUUGCUUAGAGAUAAUAGAUACAAAACACCUGAUAAAAUGUUGGGCAGAAAUAAACAUCCAACAAGGAAUUAUUAUUCACUCCCUAAAUUCACACUUCUUGUCAUGUAAUUCUGUCACACUCCUAAUAACUUCUAAAAUAUCAAGUAUUUAGGUGAAACGAGGUUAAAAUGCACAUUAAGAAUAGACCUAAAGAAGAAGUUAUACAUAAAAUACUACUUUACUCAAUAUUCGAGGGCCUGCUCUGAGCCAGGCCGUUCUAGGCGCUGGCAUUCAGCAGCAAACAGACAAAAUCUUUUAUGUGAUGUGGCUUACACUGCAGUUGGGGAAAACAACAAAUAAUGUAGGUAAAAAAUAGAGAAUAUGACUGGUGAGUGCUAAAGGUAAAGAGGAAGGAGAUGAUAUUUCUCAGAGGUAGAAAUUGAUACCAUUUAAAUUAAUACAAUUAAUUAAAAGAGCAACACAAAGGGGGGCCUGGCUGGCUACUCUUGAUCUUGGGGUCAUAAGUUUGAGACUUAGAUUGGCUGUAGAGAUUGCCUAAAGAAAUACAAAUUAAAAAAAAAAAAAAGCAAAGAAAAGGCAAUAAGUAAUGAAGACAUAAAGCAGAAGUCAUCACAUCCCACCGUACCAUUCACUCCCACCCUGCCUUGUAAUAACAGCACGAUAUAUGUAUCUCUACUCUUAUUCAUACAAGUAUGUGUACACAAAUACUGCAUCGAGUUUUGUCUUAUUCUACAUGUUCUCUGCAACUUGCUUUUAAAAUUUAAUAUAUAUUUUGAGCAACUUUUAAGUCUGUACAUACAUAGAUAUCUUUUAAGUUCCUUAAUAUACACACAUGAUCUUAUAUAAAUAAAAUGAGAUUUUUUUGGUGGGUCUGUUUGCUUUAAAUAAAUGAGAUAAUACAUGUCCUCUGCAUCUUUUCUCAUCUAACAAUAUGUGAUAGAAAUUCCUCCAAGUUUGUCUUAUAGUUGUUAUUUCAUUCUUUUUAACGAUGAAAACUCUAAUGAUGAUUUAAACUUCUUCAUAAUCAGUGGGGAUUUACUUCGCUACCAGAUUUUCACUAUCAGGGUAAUUGUGCCUGUGCACAUAGCCGUGACCAUGAUGGUUUCACUCCUGUGGAACAGAGUCCCUGCAGUAGGAUUGCUGGGUUGAGAGAUGUGUAGAUUUAACAUUUUUUAGUAAGUAUUGACAGAUUGUUUACCAAACAGGCUGGAACAAUUUAUAUUUUCAUCAGUAGAUGUACAGUAUAAAAAUAUCCUUACUCUUUAUACCCACUAGCAGUAGCUGUUGUAGCCUUUAAAAGAAAUAGAAAAAAAAAAAAGGCUGGUGGUAUGUACAGUGAUUUCUCCAUAUUAUUUUACUUGCAUUUCCCUGAUUACUGUAAAUCUGCAUAACUUUUCAUAUGUUCUUUGUUAUUUGGAUUUCACUCAUAAUUAAAUUACCUUUUGUAUUCAUUUUGUGUUGCUGUAUAACAACACAAAUUUAGUGGCUUAAAAUAAUACCCGUUUAUUAUUUCAUAGUUAUGUGGGUUAGAACUUCAGGUGGGCUUGCCUGGCUCUCUAUUUAGUGUCGGAUAAGGUGUGUGCCAGGCUGGGCUCGUAACUAAAGGAUCUGGGGGAAGAAUUCACUUCCAGGCUCAUUCCUGUGGUUGGCAGAAUUUCAGACCAUACAGUCGUAGGACAGUUGUAGGACGGAGGUCUCUGUUUCCUUGCUAGCUGUUAGCCAGACGUUCUUCUCAGCUUUUGAAAGUUAUUCUUCAGUCUUUGUAAUGCUUACCGCCCCCCUCCACGCCGCCAUCUUCAGAGUUAGUAAGGAUUCAUCAGAUCCUUCUCAUACUUAACUCUCUGUGUUUUCUCUUCUGCUAUCAACCAGAGAAAACGCUCUGCUUUUAAAGGGCUCAUGUGCCUAGAGUAGGCCCACCCAGAUAAUUUUUGUAAGUUAAGGUCUAUUGGCGAGUAACCUUAAAUUACUUCCACAAACUCCCUUUGCUUGGUAAAUGUAGCAUUAUCGUGGGAGUAACACCAGGGGUAAAGACCAUGGGAGCCAUCUUAGAAUUCUGUCUACCACAAAUAUUCAUGUUUUUAUUUAUAUCUUUACAUUUAUGUCCAUGUUUCUAUGUUGUUUGCCUUUUUAUCUUUAUUUAACUAGUUCAUAGGAAGUUUUUGUAUGUUACAUGUUAAGCCUUUCUACUCUUGGUUGCAAACAGUUUUUCCACCUCUUACAAGUUGUCUAUUGGCCACUAAUAUUAAGUCCCUUGCAUAGAAAACUUAGUCAUUUGGAUUUCACUCUUAAGGUGCAUUGUGUAUUUGUAUCUUUUUAUUCACAUUUUAAAUUUUUAUUCAUUUUUAUUUUUCAUUCACUUCAUUUUUUAUUAACAUUUGCCCAUACGUGCACUGUCUUUUUAAAAAAAAUUGUAAGUGUUCUUUCUAUAUUAUAUGUAAACAUUUCAUCAUAUUAUUUGUAAAUUUUCUCCAAACUGUAAUUUGUCUGUUUACCAUAUUUAUAAUACCAUUUCCCAUUCAAAACUUUAGUAUAUAUAUGCAAGUAUAUUAUUUUACAAAAUAUGGAUAUUUGUAAAUACAUAAAAAUUUCAAAGUAUUCUGUAUUGAUUAAGGCCUUCACGCCUGGGUGGCAUAUGUACUGUCCUAGAAUGGCUUAUGCGUUUUAUUCUUGGUUUUGUUGUUGGGGUUUUUUUACAUUCAUCUUUACUCCAUUUGGAAUUUGUUUUUUUGUAUAGAAUGCCAGCUGUGGAUCCAACUUUACUUUCUUCCGAGUGGGUUGCCAAAUGUUCCAACACUUCUUAUCACAUUAUCUUUUUCCAAUGAAAUGAAAUACCAACUUUGUCAUAUAUUAAUUUUUCAUAUAUAAUGAGAUUUCUCAAUAUACUCUGUUGUUUUGCUGAUAGUACUCUUUAUAUAUGGCAAUAGCAUGUGUUUAAUUACAGCGAUUCUAUAUUUGCAUACAGUGACUUCAUAAAAUGCUCAGGCAGAGCUUUAUCUCACCCCACACUCCUGGGCUACUGUUGUUUUUACUACUUUUCUUGGCUAUUACCAGACAUUUGAAGUUUGUGAUCGUUUUAUCCAUUUAGGGCUUGAAACUGCAUUACAUUUAAAGAUUAAUUUUGGGAAAUUUGACAUAUGAUAUUGUCUUCUAAGAACUAACAAAAUUGUAUUAUUUUGUUUGCUCAGAUCUUGUCUAUGUCAUUAGUAAGAUUGGGAUUUGGCACUUUUCUUCACUUAAGUCUUUUGUCUUUUUUUUUUUUUAACUAAAUGUACUCUUGUUUCUUAGUCUUUGGGUCAUUAUUGAGAAUGGAUUUUUUUCCAUUUCCAUUUCUAAAGGCUUAUUAUAAAUAAAAAGUCUGUUUGUGUGUUUGUGUGCUUACCUUGUAUACCACACAUUUAUUACACAUACUUACAAAAUCUUAUUCCAGAAGUUUUCACUACAGUCUCUUGGGAUUUUAGAAAUAUAAUGAUGACAGUCACAAAUAUAAUGACACUCACACUCACAAAAUCACAAAAAUAACCUGUUUUUUCCAGUGUUUGAAAGAUUCUUUUCUUCUCUAUAAUCUUUAUUGCCUAGAAACUCCAUUAUAUAGUGUUAAGUGAUAAUGCUGAUAGCAGGCAUCUCUGAGUGCUAUUGAUUUUAAUUGAAAUAUUUAGCUGUUUUGGAUAUUUGUGUUGCUAUUUGGUAAAUAGUCUGACUUAAAUAAAUUCUUUUCUGUUUCACUAAGAGAUUUUAUUAGAAAUAGCUGCUGAAUUUUGUCAAAUGCCUUUUCAGCUUCUUUUGAUGUGGCUGUGUGUUACUUUCCUUCAAUCUGGUGAUUAGCUAGAUUGUUUGUGGAGCUGCUGACGUUAAGCCACUCUUGUCUCCUUGGAAUAAAACCUACUUGGUCA
Messenger RNA from Lutra lutra (Eurasian river otter), 16953 nucleotides. RefSeq names its product striatin (gene STRN). Gene Ontology annotation, cellular component: dendrite. The record is from RefSeq and is a predicted model, not a curated record. Bases 164 to 2590 code for a protein of 808 amino acids. Gene Ontology annotation, molecular function: calmodulin binding; protein-containing complex binding; protein phosphatase 2A binding. NCBI's taxonomy places the organism in Eukaryota, Metazoa, Chordata, Mammalia, Carnivora, Mustelidae. The transcript has 19 exons.